Phytomonas sp. Hart1 is the source of this 531-nucleotide messenger RNA. NCBI's taxonomy places the organism in Eukaryota, Euglenozoa, Kinetoplastea, Trypanosomatida, Trypanosomatidae. The record is from the annotation of a GenBank genome assembly.
AUGGAAAUCUCCCCCCGCGAUGCCUUUCGCAUCUCCGAAACGAUCGCCCCCGGGGCCUCCGUGAAGUUUAUUUUCAACACCCACGGCGGCGCCACGAUAAAUGUGAAGGUUUUGGACGACAAGAACCACGUCAUCCAGUUCUGGGAAGGUGCGGUGGAAGGGAGCCUUCGUCUCGACGCCGGGACCACCCCGCGGGGGUUUGCUGUCGUUUUCGACAACCAACACUCCCUUUUCUCCACCCGCCGCGUUAGUUUUUUUUUCCACGAGGACAUCAGCUCCCGAAAUCGCCUGGAUGUCUCUCAAUUGGAUCCGAUUGAGGGGGGGGUCGAGAUUAUGUCCGAGACGGUGGAUAAUAUGUUUAAAUAUCAGGUCAUGCUGCGCGAUCAACAAAAGCGACACCGCGCGACGAUCGAGGCCUCGAACCUGCGUAUCCUGCUCUGGGCUAUUUUUCAAAUCCUGACGCUUAUGGUGAUGUCGUUUUUGCAGAUCUACUUCCUGAAAAGGUUUCUUGAGCGAAAGACAUUCAUUUAA